This is a messenger RNA of Botrytis fragariae, 1659 nucleotides long. RefSeq names its product putative cytochrome p450 monooxygenase protein. The transcript is spliced from 3 exons. NCBI's taxonomy places the organism in Eukaryota, Fungi, Ascomycota, Leotiomycetes, Helotiales, Sclerotiniaceae. Gene Ontology annotation, molecular function: monooxygenase activity; iron ion binding; heme binding. Bases 1 to 1659 code for a protein of 552 amino acids. The record is from RefSeq and is a predicted model, not a curated record.
AUGUUGCUACUUACCACAGUUGCAACGUUUCUCGCUCUCCCAGUUGGACUCAUCAUCUGGUCAGCUCAAACCCUAGCUACCAACCGUGCUAAAGCCCGCGCAACAGGUCUUCCCUACCUCAUUCGUUAUGUAUCGCCCAUGAAUUCCAUCUGGCUUUUCUAUGGUAGUUCCAUUAUCCGACUCUGUCAACGACUGGGUAUUACAUCUGAAAACUUCACAUGCAUCUAUUCUCACGGCUGGGAAGCCAAUGAGCGAGCCCAAAUCUUCGUUGAUUACGGCGAUGCAUUUCUAGUGGUUCAUCCGGCGGGUAUGCAACUUUGUGUUACUGAUGCUAAAACUAUCUAUGAUGUUCUGACGAGGAAAAGAGAGUUCAGGAGGAAUAUGGAGGAAAUGGCUGUUUUGGAUGUUUAUGGACGGAAUUUGUCUACGGUGGAUGAUGCGGAGUGGCAAGCUCAUCGGAAGAUGACGACAGUGACAGUUACGGAAAAGAACAAUGAGCUGGUGUGGGAACAGUCGUUAGCUCAAGCGAAGCCAGUUCGAUCGACACAUUUGGAUACUAAGAAUUUUACGCUCAAUGUUCUUGCAGCUGCAAUGUUCAACGAAGUGUAUCCAUUCGAAGGCCAGGAGAUUGAGAAGCCAGAUGCUCAUAAGAACGAUAAGUCGUAUCAGUAUCGAGAAUGUCUAUCCACGAUUCUGUCAUCCAUCAUCCAGAUUUUCGUCUUCGGAGAAGAAGUUCUAAAAGCUUGGUGGACACCUCGAUUAUUUAAAAAUGCAGCCAGAGCGAUGGAUGGCUUCCGCUCCUAUAUCUUCGGUUUGAUGAAUAAAGAAAAAGAGCAUCUUGCACGUGGAGACUUUGAAAACAGGCAUUUAGUAGCACGUCUAGUGAAAGCUCGCGAGGAGAGUGAAGAAUUGGAUACAGAUAUUACAAUCACGGACCAAACAUCGGAUAGAGGGAGAAAGAUGACACUUACGAAAAAAGAGAUCUUAAGUAAUCUUUUCGUCUACACUUUUGCUGGUAAUGAUACAACGGCAAUUGUGCUCACCAGCUUACUUAUCCAUCUUGCUGCCAACCCCGACACCCAAGAUUGGGUUUCUGAAGAGAUAAACUAUUAUCUGCCCACAGGUGCGAGUGUAGAAUCCUGCAAAUACGAAACAUACUUUCAAUUAAAGCGCUGUAGAGCAGUUGUUGAAAUACCUCUCAAAGUUAAUGGUCAAACUUAUGUUCUUCCACCGCAUACAACCGCCCACUGUUCUAUACCCGCUCUUCACGCGUACCCAAAAUACUGGGGUUCUAAUCCUCUUGCCUGGAAUCCUAGCCGGUUCAUCAGCAUGUCGUCUACCUCCACACCCACUAAAAGUCCUAACACGCAAGAUUUUGACCAGGAAAAAGUCGAAGGGGAUACUUCGGAUCAUUUCAUGCCUUUUGCAUGGGGUCAACGAGUAUGUCCUGGUAAGAAAUUUGCACAGGUAGAACUUGUUGCUGUAUUAGCUGCGUUGUUCAAAGACUGGAAAGUUGAGGUUGUCCCGAAGGAUGGGGAGACAUGUGAGCAGGCAAGAGAGAGGGCAUGGAAGAGUAGUUUGGUGGUUGAUCAUGAGAGACAUAUGUUGCAUGAAAUGUUUGAUCCGAAGAGUGUGGGAUUGAAAUGGGCUGGGAGAUAA